Molecule: messenger RNA, 2145 nt
Organism: Hipposideros armiger (great roundleaf bat)
Lineage: Eukaryota; Metazoa; Chordata; Mammalia; Chiroptera; Hipposideridae
Gene: PRCP
Product: prolylcarboxypeptidase
Exons: 10
Coding region: 124-1611 (495 amino acids)
Biological process (GO): angiogenesis involved in wound healing; regulation of blood vessel endothelial cell migration; proteolysis
Molecular function (GO): dipeptidyl-peptidase activity; serine-type exopeptidase activity
Source: RefSeq, a predicted model, not a curated record
GUUCCUCAGAGCCAAUCAGAAGAAGGCGCCGCCGAGAGUGAAGAUUCACCUCGGCUUCUUGUGAGCUUUUGGGAACGACCAUUUUCGUCAAACUGGGUGUAGAGACAGCCGCAAGCCUGAGCCAUGGGGCGCCUCUCCCUCCUGCUCCUGGCUUUCCUGACGCCCGGGGCUGCCAUCCCGGUACCGCCGGCUCUAAGGGCCUUCAGCAACCUGCACUUGUCAUCUAGCUUCACAUCCCGCCCCGCUAUAGUCAUGAACUACUCGAUUCACUACAUCGAACAGAAGGUUGACCAUUUUGGAUUUAGCACUGAUAAAACUUUUAAACAGCGGUACCUAAUAGCUGAUAAAUACUGGAAGAAAGAUGGUGGAUCAAUACUUUUCUACACUGGUAAUGAAGGGGACAUUAUCUGGUUUUGCAAUAAUACGGGGUUCAUGUGGGAUGUGGCUGAGGAACUGAAAGCUAUGUUGGUAUUUGCUGAACAUCGGUACUAUGGCCAGUCUCUGCCCUUUGGUGUCAACUCAUUCAAGGAUUCCAGACACUUGAAUUUUCUGACAUCAGAACAAGCUCUGGCUGAUUUUGCAGAGUUAAUCCAACACUUGAAAACAACAAUCCCAGGAGCUGAAAAUCAACCCGUCAUUGCCUUGGGGGGCUCUUAUGGUGGCAUGCUUGCAGCCUGGUUCAGGAUGAAAUUUCCUCAUAUGGUGGUUGGAGCUCUUGCAGCCUCUGCCCCUAUCUGGCAGUUUGAAGAUCUGGUACCUUGUGGUGUAUUUAUGGAAAUUGUAACUACAGAUUUUAGGAAAAGUGGCCCACAUUGUUCGGAGAGCAUUCGCAGGUCCUGGGAUGCCAUUAAUCGACUCACAAGAACGGGUACUGGCUUGCAUUGGCUUUCAGAAGCCCUUCACUUAUGCACCCCAUUAACAAAUCCUCAGGAUGGUCAACGUUUAAAAGACUGGAUCUCUGAAACCUGGAUAAAUCUGGCAAUGGUAGACUACCCUUACCAGUCUAACUUUUUACAGCCUUUGCCUGCUUGGCCAAUUAAGGUAGUAUGCCAGUAUUUGAAAAAUCCCAAUGUAUCUGAUUCACAGUUGCUGCAGAAUAUUUUCCAAGCUCUGAAUGUAUAUUACAAUUAUUCAGGCCAGGCAAGAUGUCUGAAUAUUUCAGAGACAUCAACUAAAAGUCUGGGAUCCCUGGGUUGGAGCUAUCAGGCCUGCACAGAAAUGGUCAUGCCCUUCUGUACGAAUGGUAUCAAUGACAUGUUUGAACCUAACUCGUGGGACUUGCAGGUGUUUUCUGAUGAGUGUUUUAGACAGUGGGGCGUGAGACCGAGGCCUUCCUGGAUCACUGCUAUGUAUGGAGGCAAAAACAUCAGUUCCCACACGAACAUCGUUUUCAGCAAUGGUGACCUAGACCCCUGGUCAGGAGGUGGAGUAACCAAGGACAUCACGGACACCUUGGUUGCCAUCACUAUCCCCGACGGGGCCCAUCAUCUAGAUCUCCGAGCCAACAAUGCCUAUGAUCCCAAGACUGUGCUAUUAGCCCGCUCCUUGGAAGUCAGAUACAUGAAGCAGUGGAUCGGAGAUUUCUAUGCCAGUCGAAGAAAGAAGCACUAAGCAACUUUUGACCCUUUUCAGUUUCUUCUUUUAUGUUCAGUUCACCCACAUUCCCGUUCACUUUGGAUUUCUACAUGUAAUUAGUUUCCCUUGUGUAUCAUUAGAUUUGGUGGGCAAAGGUUGAGAUAGAAGAGAGGGUAGGGUGAGGGUGACGGCAGCCAUUCCACACCCCAGGUCCUCACCAUCUUUGUGCCACUCCCAGGAAGAAUCUCUUCAUGGCAGCUUUCCCACACUAUCAGUGGCCCUCAAAACUGGAGCAGAGUUCCUGACUGCCUUUCACAGGAGGGAGAGUCCAUUCCUUUGUUUCUCUGCAAGCAGGGAUUCCUCUUGGUUUUGAGAUUGAAGUCUCUGGCCCAUUUGUCACUCCCCACCUCUGCCCUCCCAAAAGGAAAAGUAGAAGACAGAUAAAAAUGAUGCAAUUGUGGCUGGUAAAAAGGAUGUCCGAUGCCAACCCAGAAAAUAGGAGCCAUUUCUUUUGUACUUGAUUUAAUGUCUUUGAACUGUGCUGUAAAUAAAGAAUAAGGCUGGACCUUA